AUAUAAAAGUUCUGAUAUUAAAUCAGUAUCUCAUUUAAUUAACUUCUGUUACAGUCACUAGAUGAUUUGAUUGUAAUUUUUUUAUACUUACUCAAUAGUAUAAAAAAUAGGAGAGUUUCAAAAGGCUGAUCUUUUUUAUAGAGAAUUGCUUUAUAAUAGUUGUUAAUAGUUUAUUUUAAUAAAAUGACUGACAAAAUAAUUAAUGAAAAUAAUAAGGAUAACAAAGACUUUGGACAUACUCGUCUUCAGUGGAUUGUGGUGAUGAUCGUUUCUAUGAUGAUGCUCAAUUAUGGGAUGGAGACCGGCUGGUUGUCGCCAAUGACGAAAAUUCUGACGUCAGAUUUGUCACCAACCGGAUCAGCUUUAUCAAGUAGCGAGUUUACAUGGGUUAGCAGUAUUACGGCUCUUACAGCAGUUUGCGUAGUGUCUUUGUAUGCGUACAUAACAGAUGCAUUCGGAAGGAAAGCUGGCGUAUUGGCAGUAGGGAUACCACAAUUGCUAAGUUGGGCAAUGAAGCUAUUCGCUACAAACACUACAUUGUUGAUUAUCUCAAGAGCAGUAGCUGGAUUUGCAUCAGCUGGUUGUUUUAUCGCCUUACCCAUAUACGUGCGAGAAAUAAGCCAAGACAGCAUCCGAGGCGCAGCGGUCGCCCUGCUUAUGUUAAUGCAAAACUUGGGCUGUUUCUUCAUGUACUUAAUUGGCGGUUAUUUGGAUUACUACACUAUUCUGGGGAUAUCGCUCAGCGUGUCACUUAUAUCCACGGUGCUUAUGGUUUUUGCUCCUGAAUCGCCUGCUCACUUGGUGAAGAAAGAGAAAUUUGAAGAGGCUGCAAAGACUUUAGCUCUACUAAGAGGUGUGCAGUCAGACCACAAGAGUAUACAACUUGAAAUGAAUGAAAUGAAAAAUGAUGAAGAAUAUUACAAAUCAUUGCCUCACCUCACUUUUGUUAAUAUUUUUAAGAACAAAGCAUGGCGCAGAGGGCUUCUUCGCAUAAUACUAGUCAAUACUGCGCAAUCAGGCAGUGGUAUUUUUGCCAUCUUAACAUAUGUUUGGGUAAUUUUAUCCUCUACUGGCGCUUCUGGCGACCCGGAUCUACAGUCGCUGGUAGUGCCAGUUCUGUUACUUUUCGGGUCUCUGGUAUCGAUGGUAUGGGUGCAAAAAUUUGGAAGAAAGGUCAUUCUCGUAUCGAUGCACACUUUGAUAGCAGCAGCAAUGACAUGUUUGGGCACGUAUCUGGUGCUGCAGCAUAAUGGUUUCAGCCCACCCGACUGGAUACCGUUGUUCGCAAUUGCAGCUUCUGUAUGGGCCUACGCGGCUGGUGUUUUACCAUUAUUCUAUGUAAUCGUGUCGGAGAUGUUCCACUUUCAGGUUCGUUCCAAGCUGAUGGGGUGUAUAGUUUCCUAUUCAUGGUUUGUAUCAUCGAUCCAACUACUAGCUUUCAUUCCCGUUAGUGAAAUGUUCGGGAUUUAUACAAUGUUCUUCAUUUAUGGAUUUAUAAACAUCGUUGGCGCUAUUGCUGCAUUGGUACUUCUGCCUGAAACCAAAGGGAAAACGAUUGAAGAGAUUGAGAAAAUAUUGAGCGGCUAAAAAGUAUUUUGUAUUUAUUUUGUGUAAUAAUUUUAUAUCUGCUUAUGUAAAGCAUUAAAUUUAAUUAUUAACGUUUCUGUAAAUAUUCAGAGCGUUAGACGGUUUGACAAAUGACGUAUUACAUGAGCUGAGAAGAAAAUGGCUACAAAGCAAAGUGGCUUACAUUAUCUAUUUAAAUAAGAUUUUAUAACUAUAAUUCUUGUAAAUAAAAAUAACGAAAAUCAAUUAUAAUCUUUAUUUACACAUUUCUGCUGAAACUCUCUAGUACAUAUGUUUUUGAAUCAAGAGAAAUUGAAGAGAUUUGUCAAUUGAAUAAAAAAGAUUAAUAAAGAACUUGUCGUUUUAUUACUUAAUUAUAUUCUGCUCUUGUAUUAGCAUUUCUAACGUGGAAACGAUCUACUAAAAUAGUUCAUUAAUUAUCAUGAAAUUCCAAUGUUCUUUACAAUGUAAGUGACUUUAAUAGUAAUAUUGGUCAAAUAUCAUAAUUAGAACAAAUUUUUAUCCUAAUCGAAAGUUUAAAUAUUUGUAAAUAUACUAUUUAUUUCUGCUGUUUCGUCAGUCCUGUUUGGGUCUGGGUAGCUCAGUGGUUAAAGCAGUCACCUGAAUUGCAAAAGUUCGUGGGUUUGACUCCCAUCUAAGAGUACCCUUGGGAUUUUUUAAACAUUUUUCAUUAAAGAUACUUUCCAGUAUACCAUUGUGAAUGCAAAAUUGAUAAAAUACAUACAUCUUUGAACAGUAAUAAAAAUCUGAUAUGGUGUUCAAAAUAAGAAUUUAAAAACCGUCUUUACGUCAGAACUAAAAGUUCAAGUUUCAAUAUCGUAAUCGAAAUAAGUUUUAAUAAUAAGAUUUUCUUGUAUAUGUUAUAUUUAUUUUGUAUAUAUAAAUCAAAUGAACCCGAUGGAGUUACUUCGUUAGCCCAUGACUACCUUAUGGCACCAUCGGUAGAUUAGCACCAUUCCAUAUUAACGUUGCAUUGUUAACUAAAUUGUGUAUAACAUUAACACACACACAACACACAACACCUCAAUCGGAAAGUGGGAAGGUCCACACUAACAAACUUACACGGCAAGUGAAAUAAAACUUAAGAGCCCUUUUACAAAUUUGCAACGUGUGAGACUAGGCAUUUGAAGCUUCUCGACCACGUGUCAAGAGUGCAUAAUACCAUAAUAUUAUAGAAUAGU
This is a messenger RNA of Diatraea saccharalis (sugarcane borer), 2768 nucleotides long. The record is from the annotation of a GenBank genome assembly. Lineage: Eukaryota; Metazoa; Arthropoda; Insecta; Lepidoptera; Crambidae.